AUGCCUCCAAAGAAGAAGAGUACCCCGAAGGCCAGGAAGGCAGAGCUGGUUUUUCUUGAGAGGCCAUGGGCAGGACCCAUUCAUUGUUAUGAAACUCCACUGCAUUCAGCUGAGAAUCCCAGAUGUGUGCCUACAAAACCUGUGGACAGGAACACCUCUGCUGCCUGGGUGUGCCCUCAAUUUGACACAACUAAGUCACUGGUGUUGAAAGCAUGCCAGAAGAAGCAUCGUGGUCCUCACAAGCCCUAUAAUCAGAAAGCCAACAACAGUACAUUUCAUGCAGGAGGAGCUUGCAGAUUUCCUCCUUUAACUUUUGAGAAUCCAGAAGGACAUGCAGUCCCUCGGUUGGAUGAUCCAAAUCGCUUGAGAAAGAACGCACAAUGCUCUCACAACCAGCCUAAGAAAGGGACAGCAGCAAAUGCCAGCAUCCAGGUGAAGAGUCCAGAGAACUGUGGAGAGCCUGUGGAGCAAGAAGUCCUUUGUCCACCAGAUGCAGAUGCUGCGCAGGUUCCCUCCCCAAGGAAUGUGAGAUGCAGCAACACUCCGCCACAAAGUAGUCAUGCCUGGCAUCCAGAGAAUGAGAUGGAAUUUGGUAUUGAUCCCCGUGGGAGAGAGGAGGCGGCAGCAGUACUGGUUACGGAUACUCCCGAGCACGAGUAUGGAAUAAAGGUCACCUGGAGACGGCGGCCUCACAUAAUGAAGUACCUGCGGGAGCAAGGGAAGCUGAGCGCUGCGGACACCCUGGUGAAGGCAAACAUGGAGCUGUCGAGGGGACAGGCCCGCUCCUGA
Messenger RNA from Cinclus cinclus, 789 nucleotides. It is a transcript of the gene RHNO1, whose product is annotated as RAD9-HUS1-RAD1 interacting nuclear orphan 1. Gene Ontology annotation, biological process: cellular response to ionizing radiation; recombinational repair; DNA damage checkpoint signaling. Bases 1 to 789 code for a protein of 262 amino acids. The record is from RefSeq and is a predicted model, not a curated record. Lineage: Eukaryota; Metazoa; Chordata; Aves; Passeriformes; Cinclidae. The transcript has 2 exons. Gene Ontology annotation, cellular component: chromosome; nucleus.